Molecule: messenger RNA, 1029 nt
Organism: Solanum dulcamara
Lineage: Eukaryota; Viridiplantae; Streptophyta; Magnoliopsida; Solanales; Solanaceae
Product: transcription factor bHLH52-like
Exons: 2
Coding region: 1-1029 (342 amino acids)
Biological process (GO): regulation of DNA-templated transcription
Molecular function (GO): protein dimerization activity; DNA-binding transcription factor activity
Source: RefSeq, a predicted model, not a curated record
AUGGCUAGUGUUAGCUACUAUUCUGCUUCAAAAUUGGAACCAAAUGUUCAAGAAUUCAACUUUGAAGAAAUGGCUAUGCAACAACUUCCUCCAGAGCUUCUUUUUGAUUUCAACUAUGAUGUUGAACAGAGCUUUUACAAUGAAAAUCAAGAUCAUGAUUGUUAUUUUGAUCCAGACGAGUUUUUUUUACCAAUUGAAAUGAAUAACAAUUCUUGUUUCAUGCCAGAGUACUCUGCUUUCGAGAAACAGCAAAAGGUCUUUCAAGACAACUGUCCAUCCACUCAUAAUUUUUGUUUCAUUCCAGAGUACUCCAUUUAUGAGCGCACCCCAAAACAUCAAAAGUUUUUUCAAGACAUCUGCCUUCCAAAUAGUAAUAUAAUAACACCGUCCACUCAUAAUUCUUGUUUCUUACCAGAAUACUCUGUUUAUGAGAGUACCCCAAAACAACAAGAGGUCUUUCAAGACAAUUUCCUUCCUCCUCAUGGUUUGUUCAAUGAGGAGUUCGUGCCAAAUCCUUCAAUCUUUCAAGAUUUUGCCUCGUAUUCGCUUCCAGAAAUUCUUAUGCCUGUUUUUAGUAGCGGAUGCAGCAAUAAUACUGGAGUUGUCGCGAAGAAAGAUGGUGGUAAUAAUAAUAAUAAUAAUAAUAAUGAGAAGAAGAAGAUGUCAGCACAGAGCAUGGCGGCGAGGCAGAGAAGGAAAAAGAUUACUGAUAAGACACAAGAAUUGGGGAAAUUGAUACCUGGUGGACACAAAAUGAAUACUGCUGAAAUGUUGCAAGCUACUUUCAAGUAUAUUAAGUUCUUGCAAGCACAAACUGCACUUCUUCAAUUCAUGGGAAGAUAUCAGGAGAAUGAGAAAUUACUUGAAACAUCAGAUUUGCACAAACUUGUUGGAUCUUCCUUGAUCCAAGAGAAGUUGUAUUCAAGUGAAAAAUGCUUAGUUCCAAAAGUGUUCCUUGAAGCACUAGAGAAUAAUCAAGAAAUCCAAAAUUCACAAGUCCUUGAGGAAGUCAAGUCUUUGAUUAAAUGA